Messenger RNA from Fonsecaea nubica, 1152 nucleotides. RefSeq lists its product as hypothetical. Bases 1 to 1152 code for a protein of 383 amino acids. The record is from RefSeq and is a predicted model, not a curated record. Lineage: Eukaryota; Fungi; Ascomycota; Eurotiomycetes; Chaetothyriales; Herpotrichiellaceae. The transcript has a single exon.
AUGUAUGGGGCCGAAAAAGAAGUGCGGAACAUGGGCGAACACGCGCCGCCUGGCGUUGGCGUACAAGCAAAAAAGAGAAAGAUGGAGGGAACUGAAGAUGGAGAAAGCUCUUCCAAACUACCAAGGCGGCGUGAGCGUGCUCCGGGGUCAAAUGAUGAGGCUGUGGAGGGGGACAUUUCGAGAAUGUCGGGGCAACCCGAGCAGACGGGCAUCCAAGAGGCGUCACCAUUGGGACUCUCAGCUUCAAUACCGUAUGAAGCUGUGUUUCCACCCCUACCGCAUGGCCAUCCAAACUACGUUCGGAGAGCCACCAAAGAAGAACUAUAUGCUUUUAUCGGGCGACAUCCUGAACGGACGUACAUCCGCCAUCGGGUGCUUCCUUCAUAUUUCAACACCCGGGGCUGGCUCUACUGUUCGUGGGUCGCACAGGAGUUGAUACUAGAGUGGAUACGUGCCCGGGAUGACCUCGUGGAGGCGAAAUCACCUUGGCCCAAGGAUAUGAUAUCAGAGGAAAUCAUGCUCAACUGUGUGUUGGAUUUGAAAGUAAUCGUGGGCCAGUAUACACGGCUGGAGGCCCGUGUUUCCGACCCACGAUUGCAACUUGGGGGGCCAAGUAAAUCGGUCAAAACUUACAGCGUCACCAUGGCUCAGAAAAACCUGGAUUUGGGUCACAGGCUCCUUGGGCUCGAAGACCUCUACCAGACGGAGAAGGCAGAACGCGAGCGGCGCGACCGCAUGCUCGCGACCCUCCAUACUCUCUUGACUGGGAAUCUCGGCAAACACCUCACAGAAUACGUCACAACCAUGCCGGGAAGCCCGACGGCCGACAAAGACCGUGCCUACGCCGAGGCCUCCAAGCAGUGGCUGGGCUGCAUGGACGGGGAGCCCGGGAACGGGGACAUGGAUGUCGGCCAACCCUCGGCGCCCAGCUCUGGGGCCGACGACGGUCCUGGUGAAGACGACGUUUGUGGCGCCGAGGACGUUCCUGGCGCAGCAGAUGUUCCUGGCCCAGAAGACGAUCCCGGUGCAGCAGACGUUCCUGGUAAAGAAGAUGUUGCUGGCGCAAAAGUGUUGGCCGGGAAGAAUGCCAUGGAUCUGAGCCGACUUCUGAACAUGCCGAGUGUGUCUGGACCACCAUCAUCAGACGGAUGA